CUCCAUCACCUGUCACCAUGACAACCUCAGCCCUGCGCCGGCAGGUGAAGAACAUUGUGCACAACUAUUCAGAAGCGGAGAUCAAGGUUCGCGAGGCCACCUCCAACGACCCGUGGGGCCCGUCCUCGUCUCUCAUGACGGAGAUCGCUGACUUGACCUUCAACGUGGUGGCGUUUGCCGAGGUCAUGGGCAUGGUGUGGAAACGCCUCAACGACAGCGGCAAGAACUGGAGACACGUCUACAAGGCCCUGACUCUGUUGGAUUACCUGCUGAAGACGGGAUCAGAGAGAGUGGCCCAACAAUGCCGUGAGAACGCCUUCACUAUUCAGACGCUACGUGACUUCCAGUACGUGGACCGUGACGGCAGGGAUCAGGGGGCCAACGUGAGAGAAAAGGCCCGCCAACUGGUGUGUCUUCUCCGGGACGAGGAGCGGCUCCGCCAGGAGAGGAGUCAAGCCCUAAAGACCAAGGAGCGAAUGGCCGGGGGAGGCAGUGGAGGGGGCGGGGGUGUGUAUGGAGGUAUACCUCCGUCUUACCAUCCAGGCAGGCGCACAAGCCAGCCCAGCAUGGCGGUGCUGUACGGGGAGGAGUUCAGCCGCUCCAGAGGCUCUCCAUCCUCCUUUAACUCCUCGUCCUCGUCACCUCGCGCCGCUUCAGACCUGGAGCAGGCUCGACCGCAGACCAGCGGCGAGGAGGAGCUGCAGCUCCAGCUGGCUUUAGCCAUGAGCAGGGAGGAGAGUCAGAAGGAGCAGUGCUGUCGCCAAGGAGACGAGUCUCUGUUACAGAAAGCGCUGGAUGAGAGCAGGAGAGAGAGUCAGUCGGGGACGCAGGAGUCGGCCAUGCUGGACCUAGUGGACAUUUUUGGCCUCUCAUCUGAGGCCCCACGUCAGCCGGGUGACCCUUGGAACUCUGCGCCUCCCGCCGAUGACAUCACCUCUGACCCCUGGGACUCUGUAGCGGUCCACUCCAGCACUCCUGUGAUUGGUAGCCCUUGGACAGCCCCUCCCUCAUCCUCCAAUGCGUCCAAUCCCUGGGCACCAUGUGCUGACUCACGCACAAGUCCCUGGGAAGCUGUGCCUGUCUCCUCCAGUCCUGUUAAUCAUGCAUGGGACAGCCCAACAGACAGAGCAGGUGGUGAUGGGACAGAUCCGUUUGCUGAUCAGGAAGAGGAGAAUCCUAAAAAGCAGAUUCCAGAAGUGUCCUCCCCUGAGCCUGCUAGUCCCACAGAUGCAGAGUUGUUUGGGGUAAAGGCAGAUUCUGACCCAUUUGAUGGAGCAGAUUCCAGGCCAGAUCCAUUUGGGAUGGACCCUCCGGUGAAACCGCAGGUAAAUGGUCGAGAGUCGUCCAGCCCGGAGAUGUUUGACCUGUCCCGGCUGGCACCCCCGCUCAGCGCCCCACUUACACGCAUGUGUCGAACUCCAGAGGCCUUCCUGGGACCUACGGGGGCCUCGUUGGUCAAUUUAGACACUCUGAUACCCUCCAACCCCCCUAGCAAGAUGCACAACAACCCCUUCCUCUCAGGUCUGAGUGCUCCGUCUCCCACCAACCCCUUCCACUGCGAUCAGCCUCGCCUCACCCUCAACCAAAUGCGACCAUCCUCGACAUCCCCACUGCCCCCCCACGUGCUCUCUUACAGCCCGUCGCUGCCUCUCCCUCUGUCCCACCAGCCACCCAUGCUCCCCUCCUCUCUCACACAACCUCCCGCCGGACUCCUGGACCUUCCCUCCAACCUCCCACAGCCCCUGCUCCCCCUUUCUCCUCGUCCGGCGCAGCGCUCCCAGUCACAGACACACAGCCACAACCCCUUCCUCUGAGACCGCCUGCAUCUUCCAAGCUCUGCAGAGUUAGAUGACAGAAUGGAUUAUUUUUGGAUUAAUCAAUGCCGACUACAACGAGACUAGUUUAAAUGAGCCUGAACUGGAUCCUGGUCCGAUGUCGUUGUGCACACCUGAAGCGGACAAAACUCGGACUGGAUGUAUUUGUGUCUGUCUGAAGCCACACCAGCUGCUAUUUACCCUGAACUCUUGAAGAAAAGCUAACUCACACAUAUACACACACAUGCACUCAGGCGCACUUAAGGGUGCGUGGACACAAACAUGCACACACCACCAAACUAACAGGGUGUCUCUCAACAGCCCCUUUGAUGCCUUUUCCCCAUCAACAGUCACAACUCCAAGCACUCUUUGACCACAGAGCCAGAACUGUUCCUUUAGAAGAUUGUAAUGAAGCCACAUACUUUGAUUGUCCACCAAGAUUCACAAGGAUCCUUACCGCUGCUGCUUCACCGACGAAAGCAUGAAUGCAUCCCGCCCCCGAGACUCCAAACUAUUCUAUUCUCCUGAGCACCUGAGACUAGUUCUUCAAAUAAAUCCUCUUUUUCUGAUGAGUCAAAUAGUAUCUUGAGCUUUGUUGGCACAAUUGAAUCAUCAAGACAGCAUUCAGCACUGUGCAAGAGCUAACUGACUCACAUAUUCCUCCCUACAUGUACACAAUGAUAUCUAUUUUGCAUUAACUUGUUACCGAGCAAGCUCAACAGUCUCUGGUCCUAAGAAAGUUACUUAUUUGUGGUAGUAGCCUCAAAAGGAUCCAGGUGGUUUCAAACUAGACUAAACCAGCUUAAGCUUUACCCUACGGUCUCAAUCUGGACCUAAACUGAUUGUAACCUAUCUGACCCGCGUGCCUGUCUCUACAGCUGACCCACAAUGCAUUUCCGGCUGGUUCAUAUUGGUGCCGUAAAGGAGGACCUCAGGGAGACUGCUCUGUCCCUCCUCCAGUGAAAUUCAACCUUAGUGAAGUGAGAGGCAUUAGUCUACGGAUAAAACGACAUUUCAGAUAUCAGCAUAAAAGUGAGUGCGGACGAGAAUAGAUUAAGGAGGAGUGAGGUAUAAAAGAAUGAUGAAUAUAAAUAAGAUUAAAUGAUUACAGACGAUGAACUGACGUAUUGAUAAGCAGUAGCUCCUCUCCUCUGCUCCGAGUUCACUUCUGUGUCAGGGACAAAAGAAUCUGCCUAGAAGAGAUGUUAGAUCAUCACUGCACUGAACCUGAAUGUGAAAUGCCUACCUAUAGAUACACACAGGCGUAGUACAUAUGUAUUUAACAGAAUGAUACCUAUAAAGUAUUAUAAAAUAUUAUGCCAAUAAAUGAACGGUGUUUCA
This is a messenger RNA of Anarrhichthys ocellatus (wolf-eel), 3155 nucleotides long. It is a transcript of the gene epn3b, whose product is annotated as epsin 3b. Gene Ontology annotation, molecular function: phospholipid binding; clathrin binding. The transcript has 11 exons. The record is from RefSeq and is a predicted model, not a curated record. Gene Ontology annotation, cellular component: plasma membrane; endosome; clathrin vesicle coat. The coding region runs from base 18 to 1814 and encodes 598 amino acids. Lineage: Eukaryota; Metazoa; Chordata; Actinopteri; Perciformes; Anarhichadidae. Gene Ontology annotation, biological process: endocytosis.